Molecule: messenger RNA, 2326 nt
Organism: Pelobates fuscus (common spadefoot toad)
Lineage: Eukaryota; Metazoa; Chordata; Amphibia; Anura; Pelobatidae
Gene: FMR1
Product: fragile X messenger ribonucleoprotein 1
Exons: 16
Coding region: 329-2056 (575 amino acids)
Biological process (GO): positive regulation of protein phosphorylation; positive regulation of translation; regulation of mRNA stability
Cellular component (GO): membrane; dendritic spine neck; nucleus
Molecular function (GO): translation regulator activity; mRNA 3'-UTR binding; protein homodimerization activity
Source: RefSeq, a predicted model, not a curated record
CGGGGCCCGGAGCGGCAGUCAGGUUAGGCUGCGCCGAGCCGUUUGUGAAUGGGCAUGCUCCGAGCUGCGGCCUCCGUCACGUGACCGGGUUUUUUAAUGUUUACAUUCGAGGCGGUUCAGGGGUUUUCUUGUCGCCUGGCGGGGCCCGUUUCGGUUUCAUUUCCCGCGAGGAGGAGGUGGUGGAGGCGAGGAGCAGGACAAGGAGGAGGAGUGGCGGGCAGCUGGGCCUCAUGCUGGGCUCCUACCCGUGACAAGGGAGACAGAGGCCCGGGCGGGGGGGGCAGUCCGAUCCACCGCCUGAGAGCGAGGCAGCAUCGCGCCCAGCGACAUGGAGGAGCUGGUGGUGGAGGUGCGGGGCUCCAACGGGGCUUUCUACAAGGCAUUUGUUAAAGAUGUACAUGAGGAUUCCAUAACCGUUGCCUUCGAAAAUAAUUGGCAGCCAGAGAGACAGAUCCCAUUCCAUGAUGUAAGGUUCCCGCCUCCUCCUAGUUCUAAUAAGGACAUCAAUGAAAGCGAUGAGGUAGAGUUUUUGAGGGUGAAAGGCGAAGAUGAUUUCAUGGUCUAUUCCAGGGCGAAUGAGAAGGAGCCAUGCUGCUGGUGGCUUGCUAAAGUUAGAAUGAUAAAGGGUGAGUUUUAUGUUAUAGAAUAUGCAGCUUGUGACGCUACAUACAAUGAAAUUGUCACCAUUGAACGGCUACGAGCUGUGAAUCCCAACAAGCCUGCAACAAAAAACACUUUCCACAAAGUCAAGUUGGAAGUGCCUGAAGACUUGCGACAAAUGUGUGCGAAAGAAUCUGCACAUAAAGAUUUCAAAAAGGCAGUGGGAGCAUUUUCAGUAAGCUACGAUUCAGAGAACUGCCAGCUUGUUAUUCUGUCCGUCAAUGAAGUUACCAUUAAAAGGGCAAACAUGCUGAGUGACAUGCAUUUCCGAAGUCUUCGUACUAAAUUGUCCCUGAUGUUGAGAAAUGAAGAAGCCAGCAAACAACUUGAAAGUUCAAGGCAGUUAGCAUCUCGAUUUCAUGAACAAUUUGUUGUACGGGAAGAUCUUAUGGGUCUUGCGAUUGGUACUCAUGGAGCCAAUAUUCAGCAAGCUAGAAAGGUUCCUGGUGUAACUGCAAUCGAUUUGGAUGAGGAUACGUGUACAUUUCAUAUUUAUGGAGAGGACCAAGAUGCUGUAAAGAAAGCCAGGACCUACCUUGAAUUUGCAGAGGAUGUGAUACAAGUUCCUCGAAAUUUAGUAGGUAAAGUGAUUGGAAAAAAUGGAAAACUCAUUCAAGAAAUUGUUGACAAAUCAGGAGUGGUUCGAGUGAGGAUCGAAGCUGAAAAUGACAAGAAUAUUUCCCAAGAAGAGGGAAUGGUUCCAUUUGUUUUCGUGGGCACAAAAGACAGCAUUACCAAUGCUACUGUUCUAUUGGAUUAUCAUCUAAACUAUUUAAAGGAAGUGGACCAACUCCGCCUUGAAAGGUUGCAGAUUGACGAACAACUUCGUCAAAUUGGAGCCAGCUCUAGGCCUCCCCCCAGUCGCCCAGACAAGGAGAAGGGAUAUAUGAGUGAAGAUUGUAGUGGCAUGGGUCGGGGAAGUCGUCCUUACAACAGUCGAGGACGCAGCAGGCGGGGCACAGGCUAUGCCUCAGGUACGAAUUCAGAGGCUUCUAACGCGUCAGAGACCGAAUCAGACCACCGAGAUGAACUAAGCGAUUGGUCCUUGGCUCCAGCUGAAGAUGAUCGUGAUAACUAUCUACGAAGAGGAGAUACACGUAGACGUGGUGGAGCACGGGGUCAAGGGUUAAGAGGACGUGGAGGCUUCAAGGUAAAUGAUGACCAAUCACGAGCUGACAACAGACAGCGCAAUUCAAGAGAGACUAAAGCGAGGACAUCCGAUAGCUCUCUACAGAUCCGGAUUGACUGCAAUAACGAGAGAAGUGUACAUACUAAAACUCUGCAGAAUGCAUCUAUUGAGGGCAACCGCUUGCGCUCUGGCAAAGAUCGCAUUCUAAAGAAGGAGAAACCAGAGGUGGUGGAUGGCCAACAAUUGGUGGUUAAUGGUGUCCCAUAACCGUACAUGUCUAAAGUCAUCACAAUCUGAAUAAAAUAAACGUAAUUUGCAUUAGAGAAACCUGUUAGGCCAAAGACAAAUGGGCAAGACGAUGCAGGGCAUAAAACAGAGCCACUGUUAGCCUUCUUUCGUUUGCAUUGGCUGUUAACAGUUUUCAAAUGUCAGACAUUGGGAACAUAUUCAAACCUUCUGAGGCUUUCAAGUUCAUAUUGCACUUGACUUAAAAAAUAUUUUUUGUUUAAAAGAGAAAAUAAAUGGGAAAAAUACUAA